Messenger RNA from Syzygium oleosum, 1835 nucleotides. Its product is annotated as 3-ketoacyl-CoA synthase 12-like. The transcript has a single exon. Gene Ontology annotation, cellular component: membrane. Lineage: Eukaryota; Viridiplantae; Streptophyta; Magnoliopsida; Myrtales; Myrtaceae. Gene Ontology annotation, molecular function: acyltransferase activity, transferring groups other than amino-acyl groups. Bases 297 to 1682 code for a protein of 461 amino acids. Gene Ontology annotation, biological process: fatty acid biosynthetic process. The record is from RefSeq and is a predicted model, not a curated record.
GGAAGCUUUCUUGCCUAUCAGGUCCAAGAAUUGGUCUGCGCGAGAUUGCUCUUGAAGCACCCGAGAAAGCUGUGACCUUUGAUGAGGUUAAUGUGAAGCACAUUGGCCCGUUGAUCACCUUCCUCUCACAGAAACUUUGAUUUCUUGUCAUUCUGACAAAAGUCACACAAUGUUUUCCACUCUCGUCUUCCUCAUUAAGUGCUUCCUUUAAAUUCUCACCUGACAAAGUUGUACGUCUUCUCUCUCCUUUGGCCUUUUGCAUCUCUCUCUCUCUCUCUCCCCGUGUGCGAGUGAAGAUGGAGCUUCUCUUGAUCCUCUACCUGGUCCCUAUUUUCUUCUCCUUGUACAUCUUAUGGAGAAAGAUUGAUGAGAGGAGCGACAGAGAGUGCUACAUACUAGACUACCAAUGCUACAAGCCAACCGACGACCGGAUGCUCGACACCGAGUUCUGCGGUGAGAUCAUCAAGAGGACCAAGAACCUUGGCCUCCUCGAGUACCAAUUCCUCUUGAAAGCCAUUGUGAGCUCGGGCAUUGGCGAACAGACCUAUGGCCCGAGGAUCAUGUUCUCAGGCCGCGAAGACAACCCGACGCUGGACGACGGCAUCUCCGAGAUGGAAGAGUUCUUCUGUGAUAGCAUCGGCAAGCUCUUGGAGAGGUCAGGCCUAUCUCCCUCCCAAAUUGAUGUGCUUGUGGUCAAUGUGUCGAUGCUCUCUGCAGUCCCUUCUUUGUCUGCUAGGAUUGUGAAUCACUACAAAAUGAGGGAGGACAUUAAAGUGUUUAAUCUAACUGGAAUGGGGUGUAGCGCCAGCCUAAUAUCGGUGGAUAUCGUUAGGAACGUUUUUAAGUCCCACAAGAAUAGGUAUGCCCUAGUUGUGACAUCGGAAUCCUUGAGCCCUAACUGGUACUCCGGCAACGACCGGUCAAUGAUCCUUGCCAAUUGCUUGUUCCGGUCCGGCGGGUGCGCAAUCCUGUUAUCAAACAACAGGGCCUUGGCUGAUCGGGCCAUGUUCAAGCUCAAGUGCUUGGUGAGGACCCACCAUGGGGCGAGGGACGAGUCGUACGACUGUUGCAUCCAGAGGGAGGACGCGCAAGGCUGCCUAGGGUUCCACCUCGGGAAGACCCUCCCAAAGGCAGCGACCCGGGCAUGCAUCGACAAUCUCAAGGAGAUCUCCCCCAAGAUACUGCCGAUCAGAGAGCUAGUCCGCUUCGCGACGGUCUCUAUGUACCGAAAAAUGAUGAACCGGAACUCGACCAAAGGAUCGGGGCCAAGGCCGGUGUUGAACUUCAAGACGGGGGUGGACCACUUUUGCAUACACACAGGUGGGAAGGCCGUGAUCGAUGGCAUCGGGGUAAACCUCGAACUGAGCGAGUAUGAUCUCGAGCCGGCAAGGAUGACGCUCCAUAGGUUCGGGAACACGUCGGCGAGUAGCUUGUGGUAUGUCCUUGGAUACAUGGAAGCAAAGAAGAGGCUCAAAAAGGGUGACAAGGUGUUCAUGAUAAGUUUUGGUGCUGGAUUUAAGUGCAACAGUUGCCUAUGGGAAGUGGUGAGAGAUUUAGGGGAUGGUAAUGUGUGGAGUGAUUGCAUCAAUAGUUACCCACCACAGUCCAUUGUCAAUCCUUUCUUGGAGAAGUAUGGUUGGAUCAAGGACGAAGACCCAAGCACCUUCAAGAUUCCUGAGUGAUAUCGAAGUCCUAUGGUCCUCCUGAAACUUUCUACAUGUUCUUUUCUCAAUGUCGCUUUGCUCUAAUUCUAUUCCUUGUACAAUGCUAUAUUCUUCUUGGACAUUUUUAUUUUUCCUUAUGGACUAUCAAAUUGGAAGGAGUUGUUUGUAAUA